Messenger RNA from Brassica oleracea var. oleracea, 891 nucleotides. Its product is annotated as DCN1-like protein 4. NCBI's taxonomy places the organism in Eukaryota, Viridiplantae, Streptophyta, Magnoliopsida, Brassicales, Brassicaceae. Gene Ontology annotation, cellular component: ubiquitin ligase complex. The record is from RefSeq and is a predicted model, not a curated record. Gene Ontology annotation, molecular function: ubiquitin-like protein binding; cullin family protein binding; ubiquitin conjugating enzyme binding. Gene Ontology annotation, biological process: protein neddylation; positive regulation of ubiquitin-protein transferase activity. The transcript is spliced from 9 exons. Bases 88 to 789 code for a protein of 233 amino acids.
GUCUCUUUUACCUUGCCUCCUUAGUUCCUUGAGCUAGAAGCUUCCCCAUCGUGAUUCGUGAGUGUGCACUUUGGUUGCGGUUUAGAUAUGCCACCUCGUUCUGCGCCCAAGCCGUCCAAGAAACGGAGUAACCCUGAUUCAGUUACCUCUUCAGCCACUGGUCCCGUUCCCUCAGCUUCUAAUAAGAAAAAGUCGUCCAAAGAGGUGGAUGGAACAGAUAAAUUGUUUGAUAAGUAUGCUAAUGCAUCUUCUGGUGUCAUUGAUCCAGAAGGAAUUGAGAAACUUUGCUCCAGUUUGGAAGUUCCUCAUACCGAUAUCAGGAUCUUGAUGCUAGCUUGGAGAAUGAAGGCUGAAAGACAAGGUUACUUCACCAAGGCUGAAUGGAGAAUAGCACUCGAGGCGUUAAAAGUUGACACGAUCGGAAAAUUGAAGAAAGCCCUUCCAGAACUCGAGAAAGAGGUCAGAGAGCCAUUGAAAUUUGCAGAUUUCUAUGCUUAUGCCUUCCAGUAUUGUUUGACAGAAGAAAAACAAAAGUUCUUAGACAUUAAGACUAUAUGUCAACUCCUAGAUAUGGUCUUAGGAUCAACAUUCCGUGCCCAGGUUGACUACUUUAUAGACUACCUAAAGAUCCAGAAGGAUUACAAAGUCAUCAACAUGGACCAAUGGAGGGGAUUCUAUCGAUUCUGCAAUGAGAUAAGUUUCCCAGACAUGACCAACUACAAUCUAGAACUUGCUUGGCCAUCAAUUCUUGACGACUUUUUUGAGUGGUUGCGCGAAAAACAAGCCUGAAAGUUACACAAUCACAGUCUAAUAACUUUGAAUUUGAGUAUUGUUACCCACCCUUGAUGAACAGAUAAUGGUUGCCAUAUAUAUGAGUUUCUUUAUUCAAAU